UGGACCGCUCGCUCUGGCUGGUGGAGCGGAUGGAGGGAAUUGGGUUUGUGUGUAGUUCUGCUGCGACGACGACGAGGACGGCGACGGCGACGAAGAGGAUGCCGACAGCGGCGGGGAUGAAGGCAGAAGCGGCGCCGCGGAAGACGGUGCUGGUGACUGGGGUGAGCCGCGGCCUCGGCAGGGCGCUUUCCCUCGAGUUGGCCAGGCGCGGCCACGCCGUCAUUGGCUGCGCCCGCUCCCCUGACAAGGUCCAAGCUCUCCAACACGAGCUGAUGGCCGUGUCCCCUGACGCUUCUUCCUCCUCCUCCUCUUCUGCUUCCCCUCCGUCCAAGCACCUCAUCAUCGAUCUUGACGUGAGGUCGGAUAGUGGAGUCCAGGCGUUGGCUAAGCUUCUCAUGGAGACAAAACGGUUUCCUGAUAUUAUAGUAAAUAAUGCAGGCACCAUAAAUAAGAACAACAAGAUAUGGGAAGUUCCAGCAGAAGAAUUUGAUAUGGUCAUGGAUACCAAUGUCAAAGGAAUAUCAAAUAUUAUACGUCACUUUUUACCCCUUAUGAUACAAAGAAAGCACGGCACCAUCGUGAACAUGUCCUCUGGUUGGGGAAGGUCUGCAGCUGCUGAGGUUGCACCCUACUGUGCUUCAAAGUGGGCAGUCGAGGGUUUGACAAAGUCUGUCGCAAAGGAAUUGCCACCAGGGCUUGCAAUUGUUGCUCUUAGUCCUGGUGUGGUAAACACUGACAUGCUUGCCUCAUGCUUUGGAAGUUCUGCUUCUCUUUAUCAAACUCCUGAAACAUGGGCUCCUAAUGCUGCUACAAUGAUACUCAACCUCACGACGGAAGAUAACGGCGCGUCACUGACCGUGUGAAGCUUUCGGUGCUUGAUCAGUCUAACCAUUUGGAAUGAUGCUAUCGGUGUCAAACUAGUUCGCUCGGUGUAGCCUUUUAGGAUACUUUUUACUGCCUUUAUUACAUAUGAAUUUAGGAGAUCCCUAAAAUUAUGAGUAUGCACUCGAGUCCGAACUAGCUUUUCUUUUCCGGUCAAUUCGCAAAGAUGUGCUCUUGAUGCAAACAAGUUUGAAAAAUAAGUGCUUGUAAUCCUCUUGUUAAACAAGGCCGUCUUUUGUGGUUUUGUGGCCUUAA
Messenger RNA from Musa acuminata AAA Group (dessert banana), 1137 nucleotides. Its product is annotated as NADPH-dependent pterin aldehyde reductase-like. Gene Ontology annotation, molecular function: oxidoreductase activity, acting on the CH-OH group of donors, NAD or NADP as acceptor. The coding region runs from base 30 to 863 and encodes 277 amino acids. Gene Ontology annotation, cellular component: cytosol. The record is from RefSeq and is a predicted model, not a curated record. Gene Ontology annotation, biological process: folic acid-containing compound metabolic process. The transcript is spliced from 5 exons. NCBI's taxonomy places the organism in Eukaryota, Viridiplantae, Streptophyta, Magnoliopsida, Zingiberales, Musaceae.